AUGCCCCACAUAAUUGUGCUGCUGCAAUCGACGCAUCAUUGGGCUUCCCGUACUUAUCUCGAGUAUGAGAGCAUUGACGAUUGCAUGGACGCCCUGUGCCGCAUUUUCGAGGGUUUCAUGAGGCUUAAGAACUUGUACGUGGACAACAAGAACUACCUACUGGAGCUGUUCAACUUUCUAGACACCCUGGAGGACAUCUCCUGCGUGGUGAUGCAAGGCGACUCCAACAUGUACACGCCACACAACAAGCUUUGGAUCAAGGAGCAGCUAUUUCUACGAUUGGAUCGCCUUGAUUGUGAUGGCAUGGGCUACUGA
This is a messenger RNA of Drosophila mojavensis, 315 nucleotides long. Its product is annotated as protein enhancer of rudimentary. NCBI's taxonomy places the organism in Eukaryota, Metazoa, Arthropoda, Insecta, Diptera, Drosophilidae. The transcript has a single exon. The coding region runs from base 1 to 315 and encodes 104 amino acids. The record is from RefSeq and is a predicted model, not a curated record.